GUAUUUUCACGGUUCACGUUUUUAAAACAACCACAGCAAGCCAAGAAAAUAAAACACGUUAGAAAAUGUGAUGAUAGAAACAGAUGGACAUUUUUUUCAAAAAUACGAUAAUCAGGGCGCAAGUUUUCCUUUGGAUGCAGUGAACAGUCAUCUUAAAGAUGUGGAGAUUGAAAAGCCUCCGUCACAAAGCAAGUGGACCUGCCAAUAAUUUGGAGGAGUUCAAACACAAGAGAAGAGAGUUUGAGAAAACUCUUAGACAGGCACGGAGAGACAGACAGCUCAUCAGUAAGAGACUCCUGCAGGAUGAGGAAGAGGAGGAGGAGGAAGACUCCAUGGAGACUGGCUCCAUCCCUCUGUCACCUGAACAGGUCAGAGAGAUGAUACGUGGAGUCCAGUCUGGGGGUGAGGAGAAAGCAGCUCGUCUCGCAUCUCUACGAAAAGCACUAAGAAACCCAGAGAGCCAGCUCACUUUCAUUAAAUCAGAGAACAGCAUGCACAUGUUGAUCGGACAGCUCAGCUCUCAUAAUGCUCAGUGUCAGCUGGAAGCGGCACGCUGUCUGCAUGAGCUGUCUCACUCCACUCACCCCAGUGUAGGUCCGGCCUGUCUGCCUGCCGGCCCCUACCUCCUCACUUACCUUUCCGGUCAGAGCACCAAGCUAACGGAGCUUUCUUUAUACACUCUGGGAAAUCUGUGUCCUGACAGCGCUGUGGUUAGAGAGAAGCUUCUCGUUCAGGGAAUAGUUCCUGCACUUGCAAACUGCAUUCACAAUCAGAGGUAUAAUCUGGCUGUUGUGGAGGCAGUUGGCUUCACUUUGUCUCAGCUGCUACAGGCAAAAGACGCAACUGAAAAAAUCAUCCCAGCAGUCAUGGCUUCAGGAAUAGUCCCUCAUGUGAUCUCAGCGUUGACUCCAGAUGCUGAGUUUGGUUAUGGGCCAGCGAUUGAGUGUACGUGGUGUUUGCACUAUUUAGUCAGCAGUAAUUUGGAUAACUCGAUGCUGAUCGCUCAAGGCGUCCUCUCACAGUGCAGUGCUGUUUUGAUAACACUAGGAGGCGCUGUUGCUCAAGGAAACCUGGAGGGUGGACUAGAGUUGCUCAUUUGGCCUCUUCUGCGUUGCCUUGGUAACCUGCUGGUCAGUGGAGGUGAUGUAAUGCCAGAGGACACUCGUCUCCUCGCCGCACUCUGUGUUUUUAGUCAGGCUUACCUUCACCCUCAUCCUGCUCUGUCCAGAGAGAGCCUGUGGGCACUCAACAACCUCACCGCUGGCUCCAGUGGGUUCUGCUCUGGCCUGCUGCUUCUUAAUAUGGCUCCCCUAUUAAUCCAGUUUCUGUCUUUCUCUAAAGGAAUGAACUCAAUGGCACUGAGAGUUCUGGGUAAUAUCGCCCAUCAUGGCACAGGAUACUGUGUUGGUUUGACACGAGCGGGGCUGCUGACCGCCCUCUGUGCCACACUCAAGAUGUCCGAGCCAGAGGUGGUCACCCUGAGCCUGGACGUGCUGUACAUGCUGGUGUCCAGCAGCCCACAGGUGGUGGAGGAGUUUACGAGGUUAAAUGGUGUUCCUCUGCUGGAAGCUAUUCAGUAUAACAGUGAAGGAGAGCAACGUGUCAGAGCCGCCUACAUUCUCGAUCAUCACUUCCCUUCUUUCUCUGAGGUGGAGAGCCUUUCAUCAUAGCACAUCCGAUGACAGAAUUGCAAAGAUUAGUCUUUAGAAGAUUUUCGAUUUUCUUCAAAGCAAACUGUAUGGACCUUUUAGCACUUAGUUAUCCUUUCAUUCUUGUUUUCUGAAUUGUACAGAAAAUAAAUGCCUUUUUUACUGCA
Cyprinus carpio (common carp) is the source of this 1816-nucleotide messenger RNA. It is a transcript of the gene tmco6, whose product is annotated as transmembrane and coiled-coil domain-containing protein 6. Lineage: Eukaryota; Metazoa; Chordata; Actinopteri; Cypriniformes; Cyprinidae. The record is from RefSeq and is a predicted model, not a curated record. Gene Ontology annotation, molecular function: protein binding.